This is a messenger RNA of Vigna unguiculata (cowpea), 1898 nucleotides long. Its product is annotated as putative protein NRT1/ PTR FAMILY 2.14. Lineage: Eukaryota; Viridiplantae; Streptophyta; Magnoliopsida; Fabales; Fabaceae. Gene Ontology annotation, biological process: transmembrane transport. Gene Ontology annotation, molecular function: transmembrane transporter activity. The record is from RefSeq and is a predicted model, not a curated record. Gene Ontology annotation, cellular component: membrane.
UUAAGCUAUUCACAAUGGAUAGGUCGAGCUCACUCUUUUCAUUUGCUAAACGAAAACGCAAUUCAAUGCCCUCUCUGCAACAGAAAUUGCUAGAUGAAGAAAGCCUUGCUCAAUCACAACCAAACACACACUUUAGAAAGCCUGGAUGGAAAGCCAUGCCUUACAUUCUAGGAAAUGACACAAUUGAGAGGCUAGCAACAUAUGGAAUGCAGGCGAAUUUUGUGGUGUAUUUGAUGAAAGUGUAUAACAUGGAUCAGGUUCUUUCAGCAAACAUUUUGAACACAUGGCUCGCUGUCUCCAACAUUACUCCUCUGAUCGGAGCCUUUUGUGCUGAUGCCUACUUGGGAAAGUUUCGAACAAUCGCCCUUGCAUCUUUUGCCAGCCUUGUGGGCAUGGUUACUGUGAUGCUAACUGCUUGGGUGCCACAAUUUCAUCCUGCACCAUGCUCCAUUGAGCAGCAACAGAGUGGUGUGUGCCGAGGCCAAUCAAAUUUUCAAAUGGGUGUUUUAGUUUUUGGUCUUUUCUGGUUAUCUAUUGGUUCUGGUGGAAUAAGGCCUUGCAGUGUUCCCUUUGCCGUUGAUCAAUUCGAUUUGACCACUGCUGAGGGAAGACAUGGAAGUAGCACCUUCUACACUUUGUACUACACCACACAGACACUGGUCAUGUUGAUAAACCAAACUGUUUUGGUUUAUAUCCAAGAUUCUGUUAGUUGGACCCUUGGUUUUGCACUGCCCGCUCUGUACAUGAUUGUUUCAAUCCUUUUUUUCUUUGCUGGCUUCAAAGUUUAUGCCUAUGUUAAGCCUAAAGGAAGCAACUUUUCUGGCAUAGUUCAAGUGCUAGUUGCAGCACAACACAAGCGUCAUUUUCAUCUGGACACACAAGCAUCACUUUAUGAUCCACCACUCCAAAAUGAUUCAGAAGGAAAGCUGCUUCUUACAAAUGAUUUUAGAUGUUUAAACAAAGCUGCUAUAGUGAUGGAGAAUGAAUUGGACAAUGAUGGAUUGAACAAAAACCCUUGGAGACUAAGUAGCAUCCAGCAAGUGGAAGAGCUGAAAUGCUUGCUGAAAAUCAUGCCGAUAUUCGUAACCAGCAUCAUAGUCAACAUUCCCUUAGGACAACAAGCAAUAUUUGGAGUAUCACAAGCCAUGAAAAUGGAUAGGCAUUUGGGACACAACUUUGAGAUUCAUCCUGGCUCGAUAAACGUGAUAAUGUUGCUGUCAAUAGGAAUAUUGCUCCCAUUCUACGAUCGAAUUGUUGCUCCUGCACUGGAGAAAGUGACCAAGCAAGAAGGGGGACUCACACCCCUUCAAAGGAUUGGAUUUGGACAUGCUUUUGGUUUUCUAUCAAUGGUGGUUUCAGGGUUGGUGGAGAUCAAGAGAAGGGAAUUGGCCAUUUCUUCUGGUGCAUCUAUAUCAGUGUUGUGGCUAGCUCCUCAGUUCAUUCUUCUAGCAUGUUGCCAUGUUUUUGCAACAGUUGGCCACACUGAGUUUUUCAACAACGAGUCCCCCGAGGGCUUGAGAAGUGUUGCAAAUUCAUUGCUAUGCCUCAAUGUUUCAGCUGCUAGCAACUUGAGCAGCUUCAUAGUAAACAUUGUUCAUUCUUUCACUGGGAAGCAGGGUAAACCAGAUUGGCUUGAUGGAGACAUUAACAAGGGCAGAUUAGAGAACUUCUAUUUCGUGGUUGCGGCAUUUGGAUUGUUCAACAUGUUAUGUUUCAUAGCAUGUUCUCGUAAAUAUCAUUACAAGGUCCUUGUGAAGAACAACAUGAUGGACAAAACUUGAUUCUUUCGAUGUUGUUGGUGUUGUUCUUUCAUUGUAUUUGAAGUUUCAUUUCAGCAAGUAUAGCUAUCUAUUAAAUAAUAGGUAAUAUUAUAACUCCAAUUCUGUUUAUACCAACGA